Molecule: messenger RNA, 3282 nt
Organism: Nematostella vectensis (starlet sea anemone)
Lineage: Eukaryota; Metazoa; Cnidaria; Anthozoa; Actiniaria; Edwardsiidae
Product: V-type proton ATPase 116 kDa subunit a 1
Exons: 24
Coding region: 108-2645 (845 amino acids)
Biological process (GO): vacuolar acidification; proton transmembrane transport
Cellular component (GO): vacuolar proton-transporting V-type ATPase, V0 domain; vacuolar proton-transporting V-type ATPase complex; plasma membrane
Molecular function (GO): ATPase binding; proton-transporting ATPase activity, rotational mechanism
Source: RefSeq, a predicted model, not a curated record
AGACUUGUCACGUGACAAGAGGUGGUGGUGGCGAUCGAGAGUGCGAAACCUCUGAACCAAAUAUAUAGCUUUUUUUAGAGAUUCAUUGCUUCUAAACCGGCUCCAUAAUGAGUAGCCUGUUCAGAUCGGAAGAGAUGACCUUAGCCCAGAUUUUUCUACAAUCUGAGGCAGCGUACGCUUGUGUAAGCGAGCUAGGGGAGUUGGGAUUGGUCCAGUUCAGAGAUUUGAACCCUGAUGUAAAUGCUUUCCAACGAAAGUUUGUUAACGAAGUGCGAAGAUGCGAAGAGAUGGAAAGAAAACUUCGUUUUCUGCAAAAGGAAAUCGAGAAAGCAGAAAUCGCUAUGGUGGAUACAGGAGAGAGCUCUGAAGCCCCUCACCCUCGGGAAAUGAUCGACUUGGAGGCUCAGUUUGAGCAACUUGAAAAUGAGAUGAAGGAUAGUAACAGCAACUAUGAGGCACUGAUGAGGAGCUAUCUGGAGCUGACGGAACUCAAGCACAUCCUCAAGAAAACUCAAACAUUCUUUGAAGAGGUCUGCACAAUCAAACAUGUACACCAACAACAGAUCCAAGAACCUGGCCGUACCGAUGACACAGUUCAGCUUCUGGGGGAGGAGCCAUCAGCAGCAUCUGCUGCUACCCAACUAGGCUUUGUGUCUGGGGUUAUUUCCCGUGAGAAGGUGCCAUCUUUUGAGCGCCUCCUGUGGCGUGCAUGUCGUGGUAAUGUGUUCUUCAAGCAGGCAGAGAUAGAGGAGGCUCUGGAGGACCCCAGCACUGGUGACCAGGUCCACAAGUGUGUGUUCAUUAUCUUCUUUCAAGGCGACCAGCUCAAGUCAAGGGUGAAGAAAAUCUGUGAAGGGUUUCGUGCCAGCUUGUAUCCUUGCCCUGAGACGGCUGCAGAAAGAAGAGAAGUAGCUAUUGGUGUGGAGACAAGAAUUGAAGAUUUGCAAAACGUUCUUAGCCAGACUAAGGAUCACCGCUACAGGCUCUUGGGGACAGUUGCUAAUAAUAUCAGCCAAUGGUUUAUCAAGGUGAAGAAGAUCAAGGCCAUCUACCACACCAUGAACAUGUUUAACCUUGACGUCACACAGAAGUGUCUGAUUGCUGAGUGCUGGUGUCCAGUGGCUGACCUGGACAGGAUCCAAGCAGCAUUGCGCAGAGGAACGGAGCAUUCAGGAGCCAGCGUGCCUUCAAUCCUCAACCGCAUGGUGACAAGGCAGGCACCACCCACUUUCAAUAGAACCAAUAAAUUCACGCAGGGCUUUCAAGCGAUUGUAGAUGCCUACGGUGUGGCGAACUACCAAGAGGUUAAUCCAGCACUGUAUACCAUCAUCACUUUUCCCUUCCUUUUUGCUGUGAUGUUUGGAGACUGUGGCCAUGGCUUUAUCAUGGCGAUGUUUGCUCUUUACCUUGUACUUAAAGAAGACAAGUUGAAGAACUUCAAGGGUGGAGGGGAGAUGUUUGAGACCAUCUUUCAUGGCCGUUACAUUGUUCUGCUCAUGGGUCUGUUUGCUGUCUACACUGGCCUGAUAUACAAUGACAUCUUCUCACGAUCAUUGAAUAUUUUUGGUACUGGAUGGGCCUUCCCAAACAAUACUGGUGAAUACAGUUCGGCAGCAAUGAAAUCUUAUCCAAAGGACAAAAUUUUGAUGUUGGACCCCAAAGUCGGCUACUCUGGAAUCCCUUACUACUUUGGGCUGGACCCAAUAUGGCAAGUAGCCAAGAACAAACUCAAUUUCACCAACUCAUUGAAGAUGAAGCUGUCCAUCGUGUUGGGUGUCAUCCACAUGAUGUUUGGCGUCUGCCUCAGCUUUUUCAACCACAGGCAUUUCAAGAAACCAAUAAAUAUAUUCUGCGAGUUUAUACCACAGGUACUGUUUCUUGGAUGCAUCUUUGGAUAUCUCGUCAUUCUAAUCUUCUACAAGUGGAUCUUCAUCAGCAUUGAGAGACCAAAUCCACCCAGUCUGCUCAUCGCAACCAUCAACAUGUUCUUACAAUUUGCCAAGGAUAUAGAGCCCAAAGAUCAAGUCUUCUCAGGACAGGCUGUCAUCCAACCUCUUCUGGUCGUCAUUGCUGUCCUUUGUGUUCCAUGGAUGUUGCUAGUCAAGCCGUUCUACCUUCGACACCAGCACAAGAAGCAUAAGCUGGAGGGAUUCCAGCGCCUCAGCUCUCCUUCCCACAUCCAGGAGGAGCAUCAACCACAAGAGGUGUCGCACAGCGAGGAGUUUGCCAAGCCCCAGGAGAAUGACCAUGAGGAAGAAGAGUUUGACUUUGGUGAAGCGUUCGUGCACCAGGCUAUCCACACUAUCGAGUACUGUCUUGGGUGUAUUUCCAACACAGCCUCGUACCUUCGUUUGUGGGCACUCAGUCUCGCCCAUGCAGAGUUGUCCGAGGUUCUGUGGAGCAUGGUGCUUCAUCUCGGGCUCAAUAAGGAAGGAGCCAUGGGGAUCAUCGUCACGUUCUUGGGCUUUGGCCUCUGGGCAGUCCUGACGAUCGCUAUUCUGCUGAUCAUGGAGGGCUUGUCUGCGUUCCUGCACGCGCUUCGUCUUCACUGGGUGGAAUUCAAUAGCAAGUUCUACCAGGGAACUGGCUACAAGUUCAUGCCAUUCUCCUUUGAGCUCAUUCUGUCGGGUGAAAUCGACGAUUAAGGUGGCCAACUCCCACACAGGAACAAUUGAGAAACUUUAAUGGCGUGUAUUUUACUCUACAAACUCGCCUGUUCAACCUCGUUUCGCCAUUGUAUUUUACUCUACAAACUCGCCUGUUCAACCUCGGUUCGCCCUUAUAUUUUACUCUACAAACUCGCCUGUUCAACCUCGGUUCGCCCUUAUAUUUUACUCUACAAACUCGCCUGUUCAACCUCGGUUCGCCCUUAUAUUUUACUCUACAAACUCGCCUGUUCAACCUCGGUUCGCCCUUGUAUUUUACUCUACAAACUCGCCUGUUCAACCUCGUUUCGCCCUUGUAUUUUUACAAACUCGCCUGUUCAACCUCGGUUUGCCCUUGUAUUUUACUCUACAAACUCGCCUGUUCAGUCUCGGUUUAGCAAAGUAUAGAAUUGAUAGACUCGAAAUUAGACAACCACAAAAAGACUUAAAUUAGUAUUGGCGCGGAUUUCAUUUCUGUCCGUGAUAUUUCAAAGAAGCUUGGUUAUUAUAUAAUGGCCUAGCGAAGGGGAGUAGACGAGGGUUGUAAAAGCACCUCUCAAGAAAGCUCUAGACAUGCAAUUUAACCUGUAUCCGUGAUUGUACUUAAGUGAACAAUAAAAUGAUGUUUUUCGGUUGA